UUACAGGUAACUGGAAUAACGUUCAGUCAAUGUCGGCGGUCGAGGUACCAUUCCCGGUAGAAUCCCGCAAUUUCUUGGGAGAACAACUUGUUGCGGGCAGAUGCAAUUCAACGGAGAAUGGAAGCCCUUCGCUAGACGACGAGGGACCGACCGCAGAACCAAUGUUGGACGAUAUACUACAUUUCUUGACAGUGCGACUGAAUACUACUUCCGUGAUCCGUUACUACAGUAAGCUGGGUUUCCGCACGUAUGAGGGUACUUGGACCGGCUUACUUGGCGCCCUGAUGGAUGACUCUGUAGAUUUCGCACUCGAACCCGUUACAGUUCACGCGACGCGCCGACAAGACAUGGAUUUUAUUUUCCCAAUAGCAGAAACAAUAUGCAAUAAUAAUGGCUUUCUAUCAACUGUCACUUGUAUGUAUAAAACUUCUUUGUGUUUUAGGUGCAACAUAUAUAUUCGACAGCAAGAGACGUCAACGGUCCGUGACAUAUUCCUGGCUCCGUUCAGCGCUCGGCUCGUAGCCUGCGUCAUGGCAGUCGCACUCCUCGCCGCGAUCUCCGUCUUCGUCAUCAGCAGAAUGACCACGACUCGUUGUGUGAAAGUUGUGGAAUUUAAAAAAAAAACCUAUUUUACUCUGUUACAAGGCGGUACGUGGACUCCUUCGAAUCCUGCCGCGAGUGUGGUGCUGAUAGUCUGCCUGUUCUUCGCUGUGGUCACUUACAAUGCAUAUGCUGCCUUCAUCACGUCAGUUCUAUCAGUCCGAGUGGCCAGUGUUGACACCAUUGCAGCAGUUCUCCACUCUCCCAACUUUAAAAUCGGAUACAUAAGAAAUGGCGCUGAUCAAAUGUACCUCAUGGUAAUGUUAACCUUUUCAUCAAUAUUCAAAACUGAUUUUAAUGCUAAUGACAUUUCUACAAAAGUUGUAUCAACAAAAGAUGUUCAGCUAAAUGCAUUCUACAUUCGAGGAUAUUCCGACGCUGAUAAUUUGGUGACGUCAGCGGAGGAGGGGCUGGCUCGAGCUGCAAGGCAGGACUACGCCUUUUUUGCCGGACAAAGGGUAGCACGUUCUACUCUUAGGUAAAUAGGAACUCCUUUUUAACUUUCCACUACCAGGGUUUGAAGACUGAAACUAUGAAAGGACCACGUAAACAUGAAAUGACUCAUGAAAAAAUAUGAGUCUUUCAACGAGCUCUAACAGGAAAAAAAGCGCUUGUACCUUUUAAUGAUUCCGAUGA
Molecule: messenger RNA, 1236 nt
Organism: Trichoplusia ni (cabbage looper)
Lineage: Eukaryota; Metazoa; Arthropoda; Insecta; Lepidoptera; Noctuidae
Exons: 6
Coding region: 30-1082 (350 amino acids)
Source: RefSeq, a predicted model, not a curated record